GGUAAAUCUACGAACGUAAUUGAGCAAUUGGUUUAAAUGUUUAACAUCCUCUUAGGGUAUAAUUUUUUAGUAAAUGAUUCGAGAGUAUUAUUGUUGAUAGAUUUUGUUCCAGACACUACACGAUAUUUGGAUCACAGAACUACAUCCCUAACCUCACUUAACGAGAAUGUUAGAAGUGACAGACGUUGGAAGUUCUAUGCAACGUUUCGGAUGGGUUGAUUACGUUACUUUCAUCGGGAUGUUGGGUAUAAGUUUAAUUGUAGGUUUGUAUUUUGGUAUAUGGAAAAAAUCGGAAACCGCUCAAGAUUAUUUAGUGGCUAGUAGAUCGAUGGGCGUGAUUCCGAUUGCGAUGUCGCUGCUUGCUAGUUCUGUAAGCGGUAUAUCUUUAUUGGGAAUACCGACAGAAGUAUACGUUUACGGAAUACAGUAUAUUUACAUCCUUGGAGGUUACUUAAUUUCAGCCUUACUCAUGAGCUUCAUAUUUCUGCCGGUUUUCCAGGACCUGCAGCUCACUUCAACAUACGAGUAUCACGAAAGGAGGUUCAGCAAAACUGUACGUUUGUUUGGAUCUCUUCUAUUCACUAUUAAAAUGUUAUCGUGGUUACCUUUGGUCAUAUACGUUCCUGCUCUAGCUUUUAACCAAGUAACUGGAAUUAACGUCCAUUUAAUAACCCCUACUGUGUGUGCGUUUUGUAUAUUUUACACGUCAUUAGGAGGUUUGAAAGGAGUAGUAUGGACCGAUGUGAUUCAAUUAGUUCUCAUGUUCGGAGCAUUGAUGUUAGUAAUGGUUAAAGGUACUUUACACGCCGGUGGUUUUGAAACGGUUUUUAAACGAAAUUGGAAUAGCGACAGACUCGAAGGACCUAAUUUCGAUUUAGAUCCAUUGGCGAGACAUACGAUAUGGGCGUUGGUUAUUGGUGGUGCUUUUAUGACCGUUCAAACGACAGGCGUUAAUCAAAAUAUGAUACAGAGAUACCUGUCGCUGCCAUCUUUGAAACAUUCUAAAAGAGCUUUAUGGGCGUUUUUUGUUGGUAUUACACUUUUAAUGGGUUUUUGUUCUUAUUGCGGUUUGUUGAUAUACGCCACGUACGAUAAAUGUGAUCCGUUAACAACAAAGUUGGCAAAAAAAAGAGAUCAACUGCUACCAUUACUAGUGAUGGAAAUUUUAGGAGACUUUCCUGGAAUCCCUGGUAUAUUUGUUGCUGGUAUUUUCAGCGCAGCCCUUAGCUCUCUAUCAACAGGUUUGAACGCAAUGGCGGCAAUCGUACUAGAAGAUUUUUAUAAGCCGUUUUUUGGUAAUCAACUUACCGAGAAAAAAAGUUUCUACAUUAUGAAAUCCACAGUUAUUUGUACUGGAAUUGUGUGCAUAGGAUUAGUAUUUGUUGUUGAAAAACUGGGUACUGUCCUACAGCUGUCCAUGAGUAUCGGUUCCAUUGGUAAUGGCCCUUCUUUAGGUGUUUCCGCUAUGGGCAUAUUAUUGCCUUGGGUAAACUCAAAGGGCGCGCUUUGCGGAGGAAUAGCAUCCCUUAUCUUCAUGUGCUGGUAUUGUUUAACAACUCAAAGUUUAAUCGCUUCAGGAGAUUUAGUUUUCGAAGAAAAACCGGUUUCCACUGAGGGUUGUCACUAUUUUUUCUCGCCCGUGAUAAUACAAACAAAUAAUAUAACACAUACAGACGAACAGUUAAUGAUAUACAGAUUGUCCUAUUUAUACUAUUGCAUGAUAGGAACGUUAGUAGCGAUGCUAGUAGGAGUUAUUGUUAGCGUAUUGACAAAACCUACAGAUCCAAGAGACAUCGAUCCAAAAUUAUUGGCACCUUUUAUAAGGAGAUUAAUAACACCGAGAAAAUUUUCUAAUCAACCGUACGAUGGCAUCACAUACGCAUUCGGAUCUCCUGCAAACGGAACAGAAAAACAAAAAAAGGAUAUCACCGAUGUUGAAAUGAAAGGUUGAAUAUUUUUUGAAACAUCUUGUAUUCUUUGUUUUUUUUUUGUUUUAAAUAAACAUAAUACAUU
Diorhabda sublineata is the source of this 2013-nucleotide messenger RNA. RefSeq names its product sodium-coupled monocarboxylate transporter 1-like. Gene Ontology annotation, biological process: transmembrane transport; sodium ion transport. NCBI's taxonomy places the organism in Eukaryota, Metazoa, Arthropoda, Insecta, Coleoptera, Chrysomelidae. The transcript has 14 exons. The record is from RefSeq and is a predicted model, not a curated record. Gene Ontology annotation, molecular function: symporter activity. Gene Ontology annotation, cellular component: membrane. Bases 167 to 1951 code for a protein of 594 amino acids.